UGAUUUAACGUUAUUUUUAUGUUGUCGUUCUCGUCGUCACCGACGGUUGGUAUACAUGUUACGAUGGCGUCCGAGAAACCCGGGACUGUUCAACAAGACGAUUCUGCUUUUGAGUUAGAGACGAGCUUAAUGAGCAUGGAAAAUAUGGAUAGAUCGUCCCCCGAGUUGUGGCCAGAGAAAAUUCCAGGGAUGUCAGAAUUUAUGAAUUUACUUACACCACCAAACAAUAACAAUGGUAAGCUUCCAUAUUCAAAGGAGUUCACUUCAGAGGAUGAAAAUUAUCUACAUCAAUUAGCUUCACUUCCUACAGCAGCUGUUAUAGCAAAAGUAAAAGAACUUCAUGAUAUGGCUUAUCAAUUAGGACUAGAGGAAUCGAAGGAAAUGACGAGAGGGAAAUAUUUAAAUAUAUUUAGUAGAGGUAGAAAUAGAAAAUAAUUCGUGAAUCAAAAUUAAUUUUUAAGUACAAAUU
Messenger RNA from Onthophagus taurus, 469 nucleotides. RefSeq names its product DREAM core complex component lin-52 (gene lin-52). Gene Ontology annotation, biological process: regulation of DNA-templated transcription. Gene Ontology annotation, cellular component: DRM complex. The record is from RefSeq and is a predicted model, not a curated record. Lineage: Eukaryota; Metazoa; Arthropoda; Insecta; Coleoptera; Scarabaeidae.